UCACGUUCUUUACCAUCGACACCCACCAUGACUUCCAUGUACGACGCACCGCCCGCCGAUGGCAGGGAGGCUCUGGCUAGACUACAAGCAGUGGUGAAGUCAGGCCGGCCUAUCAUCGGAGGGGGCGCCGGUACUGGCAUUUCCGCCAAGUUCAUCGAGAAAGGCGGAGGGGAUUUACUUAUCAUAUACAACUCUGGGCGGUAUCGGAUGGCCGGGAGGGGGUCGCUCGCCGGGUUGAUGCCCUAUGGCGAUGCCAAUGCCACGGUGGUGGACAUGGCGAGCGAAGUGUUGCCCGUCGUACGUCACACGCCUGUCCUUGCCGGCGUCUGCGCUUCCGACCCGUUCAGGAGUAUGCCGCGCUUUCUGCGGCAACUCAAGGAGAUUGGGUUCGCUGGGGUACAGAAUUUUCCGACUGUUGGUUUGAUUGAUGGCACAUUCCGCCAAAACUUGGAAGAGACAGAUAUGGGGUACGAAAAGGAGGUGGAGAUGGUCAGAGAAGCCCGCAAAAUCGGGCUCCUGACCACGCCCUACGUCUUCAACCCGGACGAGGCCACCCGCAUGGCCCGCGCAGGUGCAGACGUUAUCGUAGCCCACCUCGGUUUGACGACGAAAGGCUCCAUUGGCGCGCAGACGUCCAAGACUUUGGACGACUGCGUGAAGAUGACCCAGGAUAUGGCGGACGCAGCUCGGGCCGUAAAUCCUGACAUUAUUGUCCUCGUCCAUGGGGGCCCUGUGGCAGAGCCUGAUGAUGUGCAAUAUGUGCUGGAAAGGACAAAGGGCGUUCAAGGAUUCUUCGGGGCGAGCAGCUUGGAGAGGCUGCCGGUAGAGAUCGCGAUCACGGAGGGUACUAGGAAAUUCAAAAACCUCAAAAUCUAGGAAAUACAAGUAUUCAUAUUGUUGUAUUAUGAGAUUUCAAAGCUUGCACCGGUCAUCAAACGAUAGAUCGAUGAAGUCAUGAUUCCGUCGGUCAACUGGUAUGUAGGCG
Messenger RNA from Gloeophyllum trabeum ATCC 11539, 985 nucleotides. RefSeq lists its product as uncharacterized. The transcript has 8 exons. NCBI's taxonomy places the organism in Eukaryota, Fungi, Basidiomycota, Agaricomycetes, Gloeophyllales, Gloeophyllaceae. The record is from RefSeq and is a predicted model, not a curated record. Gene Ontology annotation, molecular function: catalytic activity. Bases 28 to 876 code for a protein of 282 amino acids.